UUGAACAGAAUCAAUAAAUUGCAUUCUAAUCGUUCGGUAAAAACUCAAGAGCGCUAUCGUUUUGCUGAGCUUAUUUCUGCUUUUGGUGUUGAAAUGCCUGCUUGUGCUCAUUGUCGGGAGACGGGGGCUUUCUGUCGUUUCGCUGAAAACUCUUCUCGUUGUGGGAAGUAUGUUUCUCUGGAUCAAAGCUGUAAUACUGGUCGUUUUUCAGCCUCUGCUGCGGGGCGUUUGAUUCGCGAAAAGCGCAAGGUUUUGAGCGAGGAGGCUGAGGCGGAGUCAGCAAACGCUGCUGCCCUACAAGCCUUGUUAGCAUCGCAGGCUCGUCUUGAUCGUGCGCGGAAACAGCGAAAGCUGUUGGAGGAACGUGCUGCAGAAAUGAUUCGUCGUGGCUUCAAUUCCUUGGAGGGGUUCGCUGAUGAGGAGGAUCGC
Cryphonectria parasitica EP155 is the source of this 429-nucleotide messenger RNA. RefSeq lists its product as uncharacterized. The annotation marks the transcript as partial. The transcript has 2 exons. Lineage: Eukaryota; Fungi; Ascomycota; Sordariomycetes; Diaporthales; Cryphonectriaceae. The record is from RefSeq and is a predicted model, not a curated record.